Cylindrotheca closterium is the source of this 1431-nucleotide messenger RNA. NCBI's taxonomy places the organism in Eukaryota, Bacillariophyta, Bacillariophyceae, Bacillariales, Bacillariaceae. The record is from the annotation of a GenBank genome assembly.
AUGCCCAAAAGAAGGAAAAGAAAAACGAUUCCUCUGGUUCAGGGUGUGACGGCCGCCUCCAUGGUCAAGAAAGCUGCCGCUGCUGCUGCUGCUGCUGCCAACAAUAACAACAAUAACAACAAUAAUAACAAUAACAACAAUCAUGGCAACAAUAAUGCGGACACGAAUCAUCCGUUGAGUCGCAACAAGAAGCGAAAACGAAACAAUCGUCAUCAUCAUCAUCAUGCUGCUACUGCUUCUGCUGCUUCUGCUUCCCAUGAAUUAUUAUUUUCCAGCACGGCCGAAUCCCUUGCCGUCAUUUCUCAAUACCACACCUUGAACAAACGGCUCGAACAAAACGAACGCGACACGACCAUUAGUGAACCAGAACGCCAACGAAUUGCCGACUCUAUCAAACAGCAACAAGAGGCCAUGGGUGGACUAGAUCGAUAUCAAAAAGCCAGCCUAUUUGGUGCCAAAUCCAGUAAAUUUGUCUGCGCCGAUUGGGUGGUCCCCCUGUUGUUGUUGUUAUUAAAGAAACAGCAAGAAUUAAAGGUAAAGAACAACAAGACCGACGAACCAAAAGGCAACAACACCACCACCACCAACAACAACAACAACAACAACAACAAUACUACUAAACUUCGGAUUCUAGACGUCGGUGCCAUUGACAAUCAAUAUCGUGGAUACGACGAUUGGCUCGAUGCGGUCCCCAUUGAUUUGCAUGGUGGUCAACAUGAAUCCGUCUUGCAGGUGGACUUUUUGGACUAUGCCCACGAAUUUUGCAAUGGUCGCGACAUGGCCUGCAAUCCUACUAAUGAUGGUGAUAAUAAUAAUGAUGAUGUUGAUAAUAAUGAUGAUGAUGAUGCAAAGAAGAAGAAGAACAAGAACAAGAAGGCGCCUCCACCAAAGCCGUUUGAUGCCAUUGUCAUGUCUCUUGUCUUGAAUUUUCAAGGCGACCCAAGACUCCGAGGAGACAUGCUGGCCCUGGCGGCCGAUCCGAGGCUAUUGAAAAUGACGAGUGGCGACGACGACGACGACGAGAAUGAUCAACAUGGACUUCCAGGAAUGUUAUUCGUGGUACUUCCGUCGGCCUCCCUUGACAAUUCAAGGUAUUGCGAUCUAGAACGAUUCAAAGAAGUUGUGACCAACCAAUUGUUUCAUUUGGAACUGGUGGAAACGAAGCGUUCCUCCAAAUUGAUUCUAUUGGCCUUUCAACGACGACGACGACGACGACGACGCAAGCGUGAUGGUCGUAUUGACAUUGAUUCAAAAGAUUCAAAAUCAAAGGACACAAAUCAGAAAGAACCAAAGUAUUGCUAUGACGUCAAAACCAAGACCUUUGACUAUGGGUCUCAUGAAAUGAAACGAUUGCAACCUCCCAAACCCGGUGCCAAACGAAACAACUUUGCAGUCAUUCUCAAGAGUAGCAAGAAUAGGGACGAGAAAUGA